CGCUAGUUAGCAAACCUCGAAACCAUGUGCCGCUUUGGGGAUGGCGCACUGCAAAUGGCUUACCAGGACAGGGGCUUCUGGUUGGUGAAGCUGCGCCUCUUCUUGCUUGCCUUUGGCUGUGCGCAUGGAACCGCGCAGUCCUCCCACCCCAGCUGAGAGCGCUUGAGCUGGCCGUGGGAGUGCGGGAGUGGUGCUGCUGACCUUGGCACGGAGCCAGCCUCGUCGCCCACAUUCUCCCCGCGAGACACCAGGUUGGGACACCUUUUUUUUUCCUGCCUCGCAUUCUCCACGCCAUUGGCGGCUUGCGAAUCCCCCAUCCAGAGACGCCCUACGGCCUUGUUUUCCGGAUUGACAAGCAGCGAAACAAAGACGAGUUGGUUGUGCGAUGAAACUUCGAGUUUGAUCGAUCGAAAAGCGCUCGACGCCUCGGGGGCGGCUUACGAACGAUGCGGAUAUCAAGGCGGAGGGGUUGGCUGGCGGCGGUGGCCUUCGCCCUGACCGUGAAAGCAGACGUCAACUUCGACCCGAACAGCUUUGUCGGGAGUUGGGGACCUGAGGCCAUCUUGUCUUACGAGAAAGCGCAGAGCAACCCGUUCAAAUGGACGGCGUCGGGCGCCAACGCCGCAGAGAUUCUCCUGUUCUCGUUCACCGACCAGGACGACCAUCCAACGCAGAUAGGCCGGGGGCAAGCCACAUCGGAAGCGCAAGAGCCGUCAGUCGAUGCCACAAUUUCGACUCCGAAUCCGACGGACGGCCCCACGAACCCGGACGGCAGCGCAUCGGGCAAGAAGGCUAGGGAUCUCCAAAAGCGCCAGGCGCAUACCGACGGAAACCAGAACAUGACGCUUUUAGUCUCCGAGAGUCCAUCCGGCGGUCAGGUGUCCUUUUCCCAGCUGUCCAUCUCCUCGCUAAAAGACAUAAUCCCUAGCGGCACGCUCCUGUUCUUCCAGGCUACAUGGACUGGGAACCAGGCCACCAGUCGGGUGUUUACCCUUGUGCAAGGUCAAAGCGAGUACCUUGAAUACAAGAACAACUCGCACUUCUCCAACCCAGCCCCUUACCAAUGGGCGGGGACAAACACCGCGUCGGCGACGCCGACGGCAACGACGAUGCUUUCGCCCUCCGCCAGUGACCAGAGCCCCGACGCCUCAGGCGUCCAGCCAGCCGGGAGUCCCGCGAAGAGCGCAGGCGACAGCGGGCUGUCCACCGGCGCCGUCAUCGGCAUCGCUGUUGCUUGCGGUGUCGUCGGCCUCGCUCUGCUCUUCGGCCUGGUCUGGUGCCUACUGCGCCGGCGCCAGAAGAAGACGGCCAUGCUUCCCGUCGACUCUGCGUACGUCCCCGGCAACCGCGCCGAGGACCUCAUGGCCGAAAAAGAGGCGGCCGCCGACGUCGAUGCCGGCCCGCACUCGCCCUACUCGGACGACGGUGCUCCGGGCGCCGGCCCCAGCAGCAGCGCGUACCAGGACGGCUCGGUCCACGGGGAAGCCCUGGCUGCGGGCGUUGCGGGCGGUGGGCUUGCUGCGGGCGGGCUUCGGCAGCAACCGCAGGGCGACCAGCCGCGGUCCUUCACUCCGUACUCGGACCGCCCGAGCGUCGGCGGCGCCGCCGCCCCGGCGGCCGGAACGCCCAGCGUACGCGCGGCGUCGCUGGCGCCAGCCGACGAGGCGCGCGUCAGCGUGCCGAGCUCCACCCCGGGCAGGGCCACACCGCGGGCGCUGACGACGCCGUAUGCGCACCUGGUUGAGGAAGGCAUGACGGAGGAGGAGAUCCGCAGGCUCGAGGAGGAGGAGCGGCAGCUGGAUGCCGCCAUCGAGCAGGCUGCGAGGCGCUGAGGCGCCUGCCGACAACGGUCAACGGGACGGGAGGCGUUUUAUGAUUUCCGUUUUCUUGAUGAUCUAUAUCUAUAUUUU
Molecule: messenger RNA, 1910 nt
Organism: Thermothielavioides terrestris NRRL 8126
Lineage: Eukaryota; Fungi; Ascomycota; Sordariomycetes; Sordariales; Chaetomiaceae
Exons: 2
Coding region: 447-1832 (461 amino acids)
Source: RefSeq, a predicted model, not a curated record